Ramularia collo-cygni is the source of this 288-nucleotide messenger RNA. RefSeq lists its product as uncharacterized. The coding region runs from base 1 to 288 and encodes 95 amino acids. Lineage: Eukaryota; Fungi; Ascomycota; Dothideomycetes; Mycosphaerellales; Mycosphaerellaceae. The transcript has a single exon. The record is from RefSeq and is a predicted model, not a curated record.
AUGACUGACCGCACCGCCUCUCAAGACCACCCCGACUCAUCCCAACAAGUCUUCCGCUUCCUGGAUCUUGCUGCCGAGAUCCGCAACGAGAUCUACUCAUUCGUGGUCGUCGGCGAAAACAGAGUGUACGACCUGGCCGUCUUCAUACCGCCCGCGAUUGCCAGAGCUUCCACGCAGCUCCGCUCUGAGUCGUUGCCAAUCAUAUUCGCGGAUGCGGAGUUUUAUGUGAACGUUGUCUCUAAUGUUCACGUCAGUCUGAACUGCUUGCAUUGCACAUGCUAUGGCUAG